AUGGAAGCGCCCAUCCAUGAGGAUAAUGCUUCUUACAGAAGUUUGAGCCAUCGUGAUUAUACAAUAGCAUGGAUCUCGGCUCUCCCCACGGAAAUGGCGGUCGCUGAAGCGAUGUUAGAUGAGAGAUAUCCGGAUCUGCAAACCCCGCCAAAUGAUGAUAAUACCUACAUUUUUGGUCGAAUGCAUAGCCAUAAUAUAAUAAUCGCAUGCCUCCCAGCAGGUGUCUAUGGAACAACCUCGGCUGCCACAGUAGCAAGUCAGAUACGGACAACGUUCCCGUCGUUACGGUUUGGCUUAAUGGUUGGUAUUGGUGGAGGGGUGGCUAGCGAAGAUGCUGAUAUUCGACUUGGUGAUGUUGUCGUGAGUAAACCAACAGGCACCUUUGGCGGGGUUAUACAGUACGAUUAUGGCAAAGCCCUACAUGAUGGGUGCUUCGAGAGAAUUGGAAUGCUUAACAAGCCACCGCUAGUACUCUUGACAGCGGUGUCUACACUGCAAGCAGCGCACAUGUUAAGGCCAAGCCGAAUCCCAGAACUCAUUUCCGAAAUGGUAAUGAAAUACCCCAUCAUGAAAGACAAGUUCACGUAUCCCUCUGAUGCCCAGGACAUGUUGUUUGAUCCCAAAUCUGACCAUGCCGACUCUGGAAAUACGUGCGCCAAUUGUGAUACAAGUCGUCAAGUGAAACGGGUUACUCGACACAGUCACGAUCCUGCUAUUCAUUACGGGCUUAUUGCAUCUGGAAACCAGGUUAUGAAAGAUGGCCAGCUACGGGAUAGCCUAGCCCAGAAACUCGGAGUCCUCUGCUUUGAGAUGGAGGCAGCAGGGUUGAUGGAGAAUUUUCCGUGUUUGGUGAUUCGGGGGAUCUGUGAUUAUGCAGAUUCGCAUAAAAACAAGCAGUGGCAACCAUACGCUGCUGCAACGGCUGCUGCAUAUGCUAAAGAGCUUCUCUCUAUCAUCCAUGUGAAGCAAUUAGUAGACACGCCAACCGCUUGGAUGACUGAUUCAUUCUAUUACAGGGGAGAAGUCUCAGCCGGAGCAAAGUUUGCAAGAAGCGGUCCAAUUCAGAGAAGACAUGCCCAGGAUUAUGAGAGGCUCUUCGAAAAAAUUUCAAAUUAUGAUCAUGAGAAGGUUCACCGAAGACUUUCUCAUAAGCGCCUCACGGGCACUACACAGUGGUUCUUAGACCACCCAGAUUUCGAAGCAUGGUUCACAGAGAAGAGCAUCUCCUAUUUGUGGUGCUCAGGCAAAAUUGGCUCAGGCAAAACAAUGAUUGCAACUGCUGUAGUGGAUGCCGCCAAGUAUCGCAACUCUGAGCUGCCAACUGCAACGGUGUUCUUUUACUGCCAGAACGAACAGGAUGAGUCUCUGCAGGCUCCAGCCAUCCUUUCUAGCUUCAUCAAACAACUGUGUGAAUUUAUGCGGCGGACUUCUAAUUCGUUUCCAGAAGGGGCUCUACAAGAACUUCAAAAAUUCUUUGGGAAUGACCGGAUAGUGCCAGAUUUUGAAGAUCUGAAAGAUCUCUUCAUGCACAUUUUCUAUCAAGUGCCUAAUACUAUAUAUGUCGUCGAUGGGAUUGAUAUGCUUGAUCGAAACAACAGCAAACGCUUACUCAAACUAAUCCAAUCGAUCUUCUGUGGCCGUAAAUCACUGGAAGGGUCUCGAAUAUUGCUCUUAAGCAGGGAUCACAUCGAAGGCUACAUAAAUAUUUCAACAUUUAUGCCAGGAAUCCGACAGAUCUCGACUUCAACCAACAUCUUGGCAGAUAUUAAACAUUUUAUUGAUAUGAGCAUUGUUGACAAAACAAUGGAUAGAAAACUUACCGAUGAUCAUCUGCUGCUGGAGGAACUAAAGAGCACGCUUCUGGCAGAAUCGACAGGCAUGUUUCUCUGGGUGUAUCUUCAAUUGGAGAUCAUAUGGAGCACAUGCUUCACAGACGCAGAGAUUCGAUUAGCAUUGAGUCAGCUGCCAAAGGAUCUAGAGGAGACAUAUCAGUAUUGCAUUCAGAGGAUAAACCUCCAAGACAACAGGACUGUGAAGGUCCUGAAAUGGGUUAGAUUUGCCGCCAGGCCACUUCAUAUCGAGGAGCUAAAAGAAGCAGUCGCAUUUGAUAUUCUGGACUCUGCGUGGAACCCUGAAAGAGUACCACAGCAGGACUUUAUUAUCGGCUGCUGUGCGAACCUUGUGGUUUUAGAUCCAAUGGAUCACUGCGUUCGCUUUGCACAUUCAUCCGUGAAACAAUACCUCACGAAGCAUCGAGGAGAGUUUCUUCCAAAUUAUCCAAUUAGCGAAGACCAUGGUGAACUUGAGUGCGGAGAGUUCUGUAUUGCUUAUCUCUCAUUCUCAGAUUUCAGUAUGUCGGUGGAGAAGUAUGGGCAUCAGCAGAUAAGUGCUGUGGUGCCAAAGCCGGCUUUUCUUGUGGGUGAAGCUGUGGGACCUACGCUCAGUCGCUUGUUUCGAAUUCCAAAACAGAAUAAGGGUACCAUUACUCUAUCAUUUCCCAGUAUACGUACAGCUUCAACGCCUACACGCAGCCAAUUUAUGUUCCUCAAUUAUGCUAUCAUGUAUUGGGCGCUGCAGACAAGACACAUAAAGCAGUCUUCCCCAGUCUGGGACAAGUUUGAGCAGCUCGCCACACACCCCAACGAAACCUGGAAGUUCCAUCCGUGGGUUAUGACUGGUCCGUCAAUUCAUUCUCGACUACAUGGUCUUCUUGGAUGGGCCGUAAAAGAGCGGCAUGAACCGCUUCUUUCCAUUGCCCUGGAUUCCGGAAAAUAUAUACGGCAAGUGUGCAAUCUUCCACUUGUUGAGGAGAGACUCCCACCGCUCCAUCUCGCGUCCAAGCUGGGCUACUAUGAUAUAGUUAAAAGUCUGCUAGGCAUCUGUCAUGUCAACUCGUUGGAUGUAGAAGAUUGUACCGCUUUGCAUCAUGCAUCUAGCAGGGGCCAUAUCGAUAUUUCAGGAGUCACACCACUUUGGUUUGCUUCCGCCAAUGGACACGACAAUGUUGUAUCCCUUCUUAUCGAGAACAAAGCCGAUAUUGAGACAACAGAUAAUCAACAUGAUCAAACACCUCUUUUGCAAGCUGCACUGAAAGGACAUGACAGCGUUGUAUCCAUUCUUAUCAAGAACAAAGCCAAUCUUGAGGCAAGAAAUAAUCCACAUGAUCAAACACCUCUUUUGAAUGCUGCAGAGAAGGGACAUGACAAUGUUGUGUCUCUUCUUAUCAAGAACCAGGCCAACAUUGAGGCAACAGAUACUCUAAUUGGUCAAACACCUCUCUUGAAAGCUAUAGAAAAUGGACAUGACAAUAUCGUGUCUCUUCUCAUCAAGAACAAGGCCAAUAUUGAGGCAAGAGAUAAUUUACAUGAUCAAACUCCCCUCUUACAAGCUGCAGAGAAGGGACAUGACAACAUUGUAUCUCUUCUUCUCAAGAACAAAGCCAAUAUUGAGGCAUGCAAUCCACGUGGUCAAACACCUCUCGGUCAAGCUGCAGAGAACGGACAUUAUUCAACCGUUGAACUUCUGGUCAGGAAUGGCGCCAACAUUGAAGCAAAAACUGGUCUAUAUAGCCAAACACCUCUCUGUCAAGCUACAGAGAAGGGACAUUAUUCGGUCGUUGAGUUUCUCGUCAGGAAUGGUGCCAAUAUUGAAGAAAGAGAUAUUCAAUAUGGUCAAACACCUCUCUGUCAGGCUGCAGAGAAGGGACAUUAUUCGGUCGUUGAGUUUCUCACCAGGAAUGGUGCCAAAAUUGAGGCAAGAGAUAUUCGACGUGGCCAAACACCUCUCUGUAAAGCUGCAGAGAAUGAUCAUUAUUCGGUCGUUGAGUUUCUGGUCAGAAAUGGUGCCAGCAUCGAAGCACGAGAUGAUCUAUAUGGUCAAACGCCUCUCUGUCAAGCUGCAAAGAAGGGACAUUAUUCGGUAGUUGAGUUUCUCACCAGGAAUGGUGCCAACAUUGAAGCGAUAGAUACUCGACGUGGUCAAACUCCUCUCUGUCAAGCUGCAGAGAAUGGACAUUUUUCGGUGGUUGAGUUUCUCGUUAGAAACGGUGCCAACAUCGAAGCAAGAGAUGAUCUAUAUGGUCAAACACCUCUCUGUCAAGCUGCAGAGAAUGGACAUUUUUCGGUGGUUGAGUUUCUGGUUAGAAACGGUGCCAACAUCGAAGCAAGAGAUGAUCUAUAUGGUCAAACACCUCUCUAUCAAGCUGCAAAUAAGGGACAUUAUUCGAUCGUUGAGUUUCUCAUCAGGAAUGGUUCCAGAAUGGAUCAGGGAAAGUUGACAGUCUAA
Molecule: messenger RNA, 4284 nt
Organism: Talaromyces marneffei
Lineage: Eukaryota; Fungi; Ascomycota; Eurotiomycetes; Eurotiales; Trichocomaceae
Exons: 7
Coding region: 1-4284 (1427 amino acids)
Biological process (GO): nucleoside metabolic process
Molecular function (GO): protein binding; catalytic activity
Source: RefSeq, a predicted model, not a curated record